Messenger RNA from Heteronotia binoei (common prickly gecko), 1490 nucleotides. RefSeq names its product N-myc proto-oncogene protein-like. Gene Ontology annotation, biological process: regulation of transcription by RNA polymerase II. Gene Ontology annotation, molecular function: DNA-binding transcription factor activity, RNA polymerase II-specific; RNA polymerase II cis-regulatory region sequence-specific DNA binding; protein dimerization activity. The record is from RefSeq and is a predicted model, not a curated record. NCBI's taxonomy places the organism in Eukaryota, Metazoa, Chordata, Lepidosauria, Squamata, Gekkonidae.
UUCCCAAGUGGGAAACAAAACAGGAUUUCCCUCUAAAAUUACUGAAGCCCAACCUGAGCGGAUUCCUCUUGAAGAAAACGGCAGAGAUGCCCGGGAUGGUCAGUAAAAACCCAGACCUCGAAUUUGACUCCUUGCAGCCUUGCUUCUAUCCGGACGAAGACGAUUUUUAUUUGUGUGGUCCGGAUUCUGCUCCCCCAGGGGAGGACAUCUGGAAAAAGUUUGAGCUGCUGCCUACACCUCCCCUGUCUCCGAGUCCAGCAGGUCUGCAAGAGAACCCUCCGGGAGGGGCCCCCUUAGCAUGGGGAGCAGUGGCUCUAGGGGGGUUCCAAACCAACGACUCUCUGGACUGGGCUUCGGAAUUGCUGCUGCUGCCCCCGGAAGCUGACUUGUGGGGCAGCACAGACGGAGUAGAUUCCUUCGACACGGGCUUAGGAGAAAGCAGCAACCUCAACGCCAUCAUUAUCCAGGACUGUAUGUGGAGUGGCUUCUCAGCCCGGGAGAAACUAGAAAGGGCAGUCCAUGAGAAGCUGCAGAGCAAGGGAGGGGCGACUGCAGCUCCUGCUACAGCUGGCUCUGCCGCCACUGCCUCAGCCACCCCCAACGCCGGCACUGCAAACGACAGCAGCAGCCAGGGAGAGCUGAACAACUCGGUCUCAGAGUACGUAGACCCAGCGGUGGUUUUCCCUUUCCCCAUUAACAAGAGAGAGCUGGGGGCUGCCGCUCCCGCCUCAGCUGCAGGGGGAGUGGCCGGCAUCCGGGUGAACGUGACCGGCAACGGAGGGGCCGUGCAAGGGACAGUGGGCCCCCCUUCGCGCAGCGGACGCCACCCCAGUGUGGCCAGCGACAGCCGUGCCAACAGCAGUUCAGGGGACGACACUUUGAGCGAUUCUGAUGAUGACGAGGAAGAAGAGGAUGAGGAAGAAGAAAUCGAUGUGGUAACAGUGGAAAAGAGGCGCUCUUCUUCCAACAAACCUGUUACUACCCUGACUAUCACAGUUCGCUCUAAAAACAUGAGCCCCUUGGCCUCUGUGAGAACUCAACCAAAUGAAGUCAUCCUUAAGCGCUGUGCCCCCAUUCAUCAGCAACACAACUAUGCUGCACCUUCUCCAUACAUGGAAAGCGAAGAUGCGCCACCACAGAAAAAGCUAAAAAGUGAAGCACCCCGUCCAGUAAAACCCAUGACCCAACCAAAGCCGAAGAGUUUGAGUCCUCGAAACUCAGACUCAGAAGACAGCGAGCGUCGACGUAACCACAACAUCCUGGAACGCCAGCAACGUAAUGACCUGAGGUCAAGUUUCCUCACAUUAAGGGACCAUGUGCCAGAACUGGUGAAAAAUGAGAAAGCGGCAAAAGUUGUCAUUUUGAAAAAAGCCACUGAGUAUGUCCAUUCCUUACAGGCUGAGGAGCACAAGUUAUUGCUGGAAAAGGAAAAACUUCAAGUCCGGCAACAGCAGUUGAUAAAAAAAAUUGAACACAUGCAGACUUGCUAA